GGGGGCGUCGCCCCCAUCCAGCGCUCCAGGUAGCGGCGGCCGCAGCUGCCGGCGGUGGCUGGCUGCGCUCCCCAGCGGCCCUCGGGCCGGGGCGGGGGCGGGCCGGGGGCGUUCCCGCGGGCUGCCGCCCGUGAUGUCACAAUCGCGGCGGGCCGCAGCGCUCCGGGGUCGGCGGUGGGCGGCGGGCCGCGAGCCGGCGAUCGAAGCGGGCAGCUCGCGCCUGAGUCAUGGACUUCCCCUGGCCCCUCCUCUACCACUCCCACUCCCUCGCCGGGCCCCCCCGCCGGGGCUAGCGUCCGCCGCGGCUCCGAGGGGGUGGGGCUGCUGGGAAUGGCUGUGCCCCCUUCGGCCCCUCAGCCGCGAGCGUCCUUUCACCUGAGGAGGCACACGCCUUGCCCGCAGUGCUCAUGGGGCAUGGAGGAGAAGGCGGCGGCCAGCGCCGGCUGCCGGGAGCCGCCGGGCCCCCCGAGGGCCGCCGCCGUCGCGUACUUCGGCAUUUCCGUGGACCCGGACGACAUCCUUCCCGGGGCCCUGCGCCUCAUUCAGGAGCUGCGGCCGCAUUGGAAACCCGAGCAAGUUCGGACCAAGCGCUUCACGGAUGGCAUCACCAACAAGCUGGUGGCCUGCUACGUGGAGGAGGACAUGCAGGACUGCGUGCUGGUCCGGGUGUAUGGGGAGCGGACGGAGCUGCUGGUGGACCGGGAGAAUGAGGUCAGAAACUUCCAGCUGCUGCGAGCACACGGCUGUGCCCCCAGACUCUACUGCACCUUCCAGAAUGGGCUGUGCUAUGAGUACAUGCAGGGUGUGGCCCUGGGGCCUGAGCACAUCCGUGAGCCCCAGCUUUUCAGGUUAAUCGCCUUAGAAAUGGCAAAGAUUCAUACUAUCCACGCCAACGGCAGCCUGCCCAAGCCCACCCUCUGGCACAAGAUGUACAAUUAUUUCACGCUUGUGAAGAACGAGAUCAACCCCAGCCUUUCUGCAGAUGUCCCUAAGGUAGAGGUGUUGGAACAGGAGCUGGCCUGGCUGAAGGAGCAUCUGUCCCAGCUGGAGUCCCCUGUGGUGUUUUGUCACAAUGAUCUGCUCUGCAAGAAUAUCAUCUAUGACAGCAUCAAAGGUCACGUGCGGUUCAUUGACUAUGAAUAUGCUGGCUACAACUACCAAGCUUUUGACAUUGGCAACCAUUUCAACGAGUUUGCAGGCGUGAAUGAGGUGGAUUACUGCCUGUACCCGGCGCGGGAGACCCAGCUGCAGUGGCUGCACUACUACCUGCAGGCACAAAAGGGGAUGGCCGUGACCCCCAGGGAGGUGGAAAGGCUCUACGUGCAAGUCAACAAGUUUGCCCUGGGUCCUAGCUGUGUGUCUUCCACAAUGACUGCAUCCCUCCAGCGCUGUAGAGUUGGAAACAGGCAUGGGGAGAUUGCCAGGCUGACCCUCUCUGGUCUGUUUCCAGGCGUCUCACUUCUUCUGGGCUCUCUGGGCCCUCAUCCAGAACCAGUACUCCACCAUCCACUUUGAUUUCCUCAGGUACGCAGUGAUCCGAUUCAACCAGUACUUCAAGGUGAAGCCUCAAGUGUCAGCCUUGGAGAUGCCAAAGUGACCAGCCACCCAUCCCUCCCCUACCCAUCCGUCUGGCCAGACCUGUUCCCCAGAGCUCAAUUCUGCGCUCUGGGGUCCACACCCUUGGACAAGGUGGGAGAGGGGACAGGUGGGUGUCCAGGGAGAAGGCUCUGUCCCUGCCGCCAGCCCCCAGUGGUUGCCACUGAAGACCUCAUUCUCCUGUCUGGAGGGGCUGAUAGGACCCCCUUCUGGGGGUCCCCUUCACCCCACCAGGCUUGGGAGGAAGUGCCUGCAGCCAGGUCCUGGACCAUAACCACCCCUGGAAAACACAUCAUUCCCAGCCUCAGGCCCUGCUGGAAUUGGGGCUGCCUUAGAUGUGUGUUUACCCCUUCCUGGCCUGGGGAAGGAGGCGGGGAGGGCUCCUUUCUACCUCCAGUGCCCUGAGCCUCCAGUCCGUCUCCCCCUGCAUGCCCCACGUGGGAGGUGCUGAGCUCCAAACCAGCAUCACACCAACUCUGACACAUGGAUGUACAUAUCUUGGUGAUGGGUGGGGGCCAAGAAUUGAGCAUGACAUCUUCCCCAGCAGCCACCUCAUCUGAGACCCCUCACCUUCCCCAAACCAGAUCCAAUCAAACCUCACCCCGAGGAAACAUGCUCCCCAACGUGCUCUCCUGUGCUUCUGUUUUGUCCCCCUGCUGAGGGGACAGGAGAGGGAGUGGUGAGGCCCUGGACCUCCAGAGCCUGGCUCUGCUUCGUGCUGUGGCUUGGUCAGAGGGGACGUGGCCAAGGGUGAGGUGGCCAAAACCAGAACCAGCAGUCUCCUGCCUUGUUCCCUCCCUGGCCCUCAGGCCCUCCUUCCAGGGAUGUCUCUCCAGCUCUACUUUAUGUCCUGAAGCUGACCCAAGGUCUUCCUAUCUGGGAAUGCCUAGUGGGAGCCAAGAGGAUGGGGUGGGGGCCAGGGCCCCCCAGGGUCCAGCGUGGGAGAGCCUGGGCAGGAUCCCAUCAGAAAGGUGCUGACUCAGCUGGUUGCCCGACACUCAACAGCCUCCACCUCCUUUCUGCCCUCACAGCUCCUGGGGCCUUCCUGGCUCUGGCCCAGAAAGUGAUUCAUUUGUAAAUUAUCAUGGUUUUCUGCAUUAAAAUGCUCAUUUCCGGAC
Molecule: messenger RNA, 2714 nt
Organism: Cercocebus atys (sooty mangabey)
Lineage: Eukaryota; Metazoa; Chordata; Mammalia; Primates; Cercopithecidae
Gene: ETNK2
Product: ethanolamine kinase 2
Exons: 8
Coding region: 331-1515 (394 amino acids)
Biological process (GO): phosphatidylethanolamine biosynthetic process
Cellular component (GO): cytoplasm
Molecular function (GO): ethanolamine kinase activity
Source: RefSeq, a predicted model, not a curated record